This is a messenger RNA of Trichomonas vaginalis G3, 744 nucleotides long. RefSeq names its product DDE endonuclease family. Gene Ontology annotation, molecular function: nucleic acid binding. The record is from RefSeq and is a predicted model, not a curated record. The coding region runs from base 1 to 744 and encodes 247 amino acids. The transcript has a single exon. Lineage: Eukaryota; Parabasalia; Trichomonadida; Trichomonadidae.
AUGGUGUGCUUUGCGGCAAAUGGCUGGCUUGGACCAUCAGUAAUUGUGGUAUCCAAAUCUUCAACCUUAGACAAGAAUCUCAAGGAUAUCGUCCAAGGUCGAAUCUAUUUGAAUUCUUCUGACAAUGGAUAUAUGAAUGAUGCCAUAUUUCUGACAUGGUGUCAUUUAUUGGUCGGAAAAAUUAAUAUCGAAUUACGAAAUGACGAUAUUAAUAGGAAAAUUCUCCUAUUAAUAGAUUCUCAUUACACCAGAGAAAACGCGAAUAGUCUCAUAUAUUUACAAAAAAACAAUAUCGACGUUUUGACAUAUCCAGGAAAAUGCACCGCAUCAUGCCAACCGCAUGAUGUGGUGAUGUCAAAACCGUUCAAAGAUCAAUUUAUAAAAAAUUUGAGAACGGAAAUAAGAGAGUUUAAAGAAGCACACAAAAGCGAGCCUGAUCAAGCAACAUUAAAAGCUAUGGUAAUCGAAACCGCGCAUGAGGCAAUUACGAAAGUUGUUGAUGGCAAAUCAGCUUUCAAUGCAUUUGCUUCCUGUGGUUAUUUACCUUAUAACCCCGCUAAACUGUUAACAAAAAACAACACUAAUUACCACAAAUUAGAAGAUAGCGAGCAAGAAAAAAGAAGAUAUUCAUCCAGAUUCUUGAUCAAAGGUUUGUUGAAGAAAUCCAAAAGCAGCCCCCGACAAAAGAGAAAACGGCGUCACUUCCUUUGCAUCCAAUUAGUGAAGAGUUGGCACAUGAAUUAA